CGGCUGACUCUUCUUUUUUCGACGCAAGUUCCUCGUGGUUUGUUCUUGAGAGCCAUCAACCGUAAAAAAAGGAAUGGAAUUGUGUCCUAUCACGUAGGUGCAGCCUAAAAAUCGAUAAGAACUCCGAAAGGGAACCGUCGUUUUGUUGUAGACGCUUUCACUUGACCAUCAUUCAUCAGACUUGAAUAGCUAACGUCAUAGACAAAUAUUCUUUCAACCAUGAUGAAAAUUAUCUCGUUUUUGUUGCUUCUUGUUGGAGCAUCUGCUUUCGGUAUGUCUCACUAAUUCCAUGCACGCACAUUGUUCACAAAACGAAGCUCGGUCGGUACACUCGAGAUGAAAAUGGUUUCUUCGGGAAGAAACCUUGACGAUUGAUGAUGAAAACGCAAUUUUAGACGAAGAGUUCAGAUGUAUUAAGUAUUGUUCUAUAUUGCUCACUAACCUGGUCCCUGAUUCUACUUUCUAUCGCGACUUCAGCCCCUGCCGGGUCCUUCACUGGAUCGCCCGUGUGCCUUUCAGAACGGGCUUCUGCACCUAGCACCCAGCUUAGUAUGAUUUCCCACCGCAAGGGAUUCAAGAAGCUUGGAAAGCCUGCUGACCAGAGAAAGGCACUCCUCCGAGCACUUACCACAGAGACCAUCAGACACGGACGCAUCAAGACGACUCUUGUUCGUGCCCGCGCCGUCCGAAAACACGUCGACCACAUGAUCGAACUCGGAAAGCGUGGAGACUUGCACGCCAGACGUCAAGCUAUGGGCUGGAUGUACGACAAGCAACUUGUUCACUCUCUUUUUGAGGCUGCCCCUGACAGAUAUGCCGACCGCAACGGAGGAUACUGCCGUGUUUUGAGAACCGUCGCCCGUCAAGGAGACAACGCCAAGAUGGCCAUCAUUGAACUAGUAUAAAUAGAGUCCAGAGUUAUAUUUCAC
This is a messenger RNA of Pseudo-nitzschia multistriata, 929 nucleotides long. The record is from the annotation of a GenBank genome assembly. Lineage: Eukaryota; Bacillariophyta; Bacillariophyceae; Bacillariales; Bacillariaceae.